UAACAACGGUUUUCAGUUUUAAGCCGCUCUCAAAGCUGAAAAGACGUUCCUUGUGUUAUUUUGCGACAUUUAACAACAACAAUCUUAUCACUAAACUUUGUAGACAACAAGAAAGAGGUUAUUUCAGUUCAAAAAAAUGCCUGUUGAUAUUAAAAAUGUGUUGAUCUGUGAUGCGGUAGACAAAGCUUGCGUCGAUUUGCUACAAAGCAAUGGAAUUCAAGUUGAUACAAAACUUAAAUUGCCCGUCAACGAGCUGUGCGCCGCAGUGAAGAACUACAAUGCGGUUAUUGUACGUUCGGACACCAAAAUAACAGCCGAAGUUCUCAAAGCCGGCACAGUAGAGGGUGGUAAACUGAAGGCGGUGGGACGCGCUGGCGCUGGUGUGGACAAUAUCGAUGUGGCGGCAGCUACAAGUCAUGGUGUUGUUGUAUUAAACACACCAGGUGGAAAUUCAAUUUCGGCCUGUGAAUUGACUUGCCUACUAAUUGGAACUUUGGCACGACCAAUUGUGCCGGCAGCGCGUAGUAUGCUGGAGGGACGCUGGGACCGCAAACUGUACAGCGGUACUGAAUUGUAUGGCAAAACUCUUGCCAUUGUCGGUCUAGGACGCAUUGGUCGUGAGGUAGCAUUACGCAUGAAGGUAUGGGGCAUGCGUAUCAUUGGCUAUGAUCCGAUAACAACAGAAGAGGAGGCACGUGCAGCUGGUAUUGAAAAAAUGGAUUUGGAAAGUAUUUGGCCACUUGCUGAUUACAUUACCGUACACACGCCACUCAUACCACAAACUAGAAAUUUAAUCUCCUCCCAAACACUUGCCAAAUGUAAAGUUGGUGUUAAGGUUGUUAAUGUGGCACGCGGUGGCAUUAUUGACGAGAAGGCGAUUCUCGAUGCUUUGAAUGAAGGCAAAUGCGGUGGCGCUGCCUUCGAUGUGUACACAGAGGAGCCGCCCGUUUCGGAGGUGACUAAAAAACUUAUUGCGCAUCCCAAAGUUGUGGCCACGCCGCAUCUGGGUGCCAGCACUGCUGAAGCGCAGGUGCGUGUUGCUGUGGAAGUUGCUGAGCAAUUCAUUGCAUUGACUGGAAAAUCACAAAAAUAUACACAAUUUCCGGGUGUAAUCAAUAAAGUUGUAUUAAAAGAGAAUUAAUAAAUCAAUAAAUAAAAAAAACUAUUUACACUAAA
Messenger RNA from Ceratitis capitata (Mediterranean fruit fly), 1176 nucleotides. Its product is annotated as D-3-phosphoglycerate dehydrogenase. The record is from RefSeq and is a predicted model, not a curated record. The coding region runs from base 137 to 1141 and encodes 334 amino acids. Lineage: Eukaryota; Metazoa; Arthropoda; Insecta; Diptera; Tephritidae. Gene Ontology annotation, molecular function: NAD binding; phosphoglycerate dehydrogenase activity. The transcript has a single exon.